Molecule: messenger RNA, 6783 nt
Organism: Monodelphis domestica (gray short-tailed opossum)
Lineage: Eukaryota; Metazoa; Chordata; Mammalia; Didelphimorphia; Didelphidae
Source: RefSeq, a predicted model, not a curated record
AAAAGGCCUUGGGAAAACAACUGGAAAGAAGUUAUGUUACAAAGGGUCUACAUUCCAUCGUGUGGUUAAAAACUUUAUGAUUCAGGGUGGGGACUUCAGUGAAGGUAAUGGAAAAGGAGGAGAGUCAAUUUAUGGUGGCUAUUUUAAAGGUAAGGCCUAAUAUUUUAUGGUUUUUGUUUUAAUUAUGGGAUAAAGCAAGUUUGAUUCCUAGACUUUAAAUGAGAAGUUUAAUAGUUCAUCUUUUGCAUGAAACUAACUUUGCAUGAAAAUACUUUUAUCUGCAUGAAUUUUGGGGUAAACUUACUGUAAUAUUUAACUUUUAAUUGACAAGAUUAAUUAAGGCUAACUUUAUUGGUUAAACAUGACUUUCAGCAUGGAGGUUAGGCAACUUUAUUCAUGAAAACUCCUAUCUUCCUGCCUAAAACUGUCAACAUAUUCUUUUGUUUAUAGAGAAUGUGGUCUUUUGCAAAAUGAAAAGAUGAAAACUUUGUUCUCAAACAUGACAGAGCGUUCCUUUUGUCAAUGGCAAAUCGAGGGAAACAUACCAAUGGUUCCCAGUUUUUCAUAACCACAAAGCCUGCACCACACUUGGAUGGUGUACAUGUUGUCUUUGGAUUGGUUAUUUCUGGUUUUGAAGUAAUCGAACAAAUUGAAAAUCUGAAAACUGAUGCAGCAAGCCGGCCUUAUGCAGAUGUUCGAGUUAUUGAUUGUGGAGUACUUGUUACAAAAUCAGCAAAAGAUGCUUUGGAGAAAAAACGGAAGCUGUCAACUCAUUCAGAAGACUCAGAUUCUUCCUCCAAUUCCUCCUCCUCUUCAGAAUCAUCUUCUGACAGUGAAGCUGAAAAUGAGAGAAACAGAAGAAGAAAACACAAGAGGAGAAUUAAAGUAAAACGUUCUAAAAAGAGACGAAAGGAGGAGAAUAAUAAACAAGAAGAACAGAGACUUAAACAGUCAUCAAACCAGAGAGGUCACUCUGAGAGGAGUGAUACAAGUGAAAAAAGAUUAGUGGAUUUAAAUACCAAAAGGGAAAAGCCAGUAGUUCGUCCAGAAGAGAUCCCUCCAGUACCUGAAAAUCGAUUCUUAUUAAGAAGAGAUAUGCCAGUUGUCACUGUGGAACCUGAACCGAAACUUCCUGAUGUUGCACCCAUUCUAAGCGAUCAGAAGCCAUCUGUAUCAAAGUCAGGACGGAAAAUUAAAGGACGAGGCACAAUACGGUAUCAUACACCACCUCGAUCAAGGUCUUGCUCUGAAUCAGAUGAUGAUGAAAGCAGUGAAACACCUCCUCACUGGAAGGAAGAAAUGCAGAGGUUAAGAGCAUACAGACCACCCAGUGGAGAAAAAUGGAGCAAAGGAGAUAAAUUAAGUGAUCCAUGUUCAAGCCGGUGGGAUGAAAGAAGCUUGUCUCAAAGAUCAAGAUCAUGGUCAUAUAAUGGCUAUUAUUCUGAUCUUAGUACAGUAAGACAUUCUGACAGUCAUCACAAAAAACACAGAAAGGAGAAAAAAGUAAAACAUAAAAAGAAAGCUAAAAAGCAGAAACAUUGCAAGAGACACAAACCAACCAAGAAAAAGAAAAUUUCUCAACUUUCAAAUGUUGAAUCCUCUAGAUCUUCAGUACGGCAAAUGAAAUCUCCUUGUGAUCGAGAAAGGAGAUCUCGUUCAUCUUCAUCAUCUCAGCACUCAUCAAAGAGGGGCUGGUCUAAGUCUGACAAGGAUGACCAAAGCUCUUCCACUCAGUAUAGCAGAGAUUCUCAUUCAUACUACAGAUCAAAAUCCCAAUCCCGUUCAUACUCCAAAGGAAGCUCUAGGUCAAGGACAGCAUCAAAAUCUUCAUCACCUUCUCAAAGUAGGUCAAAGUCCAGAUCCAAUUCCAAGUCUAGGUGUCAGAGGACAGCAUCUAAAUCCCCAAGAAGUACAACUUCUCGAUUAAAUGAAAAUAAACCAAUCAAAACUGAACCUGUAAGAUCAGCAGUACCACCAAAUGAAAAGGUUGUUGUGCAGCCAAUAGUAACUGAAAGUAUUCCUGUAAUACCUUUAAGUGAUAGUCCUCCACCUUCACGAUGGAAACCUGGACAGAAGCCCUGGAAGCCCUCUUAUGAACGAAUUCAAGAAAUGAAAGCUAAAACAACUCAUUUACUUCCUCCUCCAAAUACAUACAAUUUAACAAAUGUAAAAGAGCCUAGUAUUUCAUCUUCUUAUCGUAAGCGGGAAAAGAGUUCAGAUAGUGAUUGGAGUGGUUAUUCAAAAUAUCAUAGUGACAGAAGUUCAGAGAGCUCACCAAGAUCAAGAAGUAGAUCUUCCAGAAGUAGGUCUUAUUCAAGAUCAUACACAAGAUCAAGGAGUCUAGCUAGCUCAAAUUCAAGGUCUCAGUCGCUAUCAACUCUGAGAUCCCAUUCACGAGGUAAGUACAGUGAUAGGUCCAGAUAUAGUAGGUCAUCUUCAUAUUCUGUUAGCAGUGAUGAUGGGAGACAAACUAAGAGAAAAUCUAGAGCCAAUGAGAAGAAUAUUAGUGAUUCAAAGAAAAGGCAAGUCUCUAGCUCUGAAAGAACACUUAAUAAGUAUUGCAAAGGUGGAGAUGAGUCCUUACGUAAGAGAAAAGAUAGUGAAAGCAAGUCAUCUUUAGACUAUUCUUCAGAUAGUGAACAAUCAUUUGUGAAAGUUACACAGCCAACCCUAGAAAGAGAUAAACAUGGCCAAGAGGAAGGCAUCAAUAAUAAGAAACAGGAAAAAAGUGCAUCUUGUAACAGAGAUGAAGAGAAAUCAAAGUGUGAAUGGGAUAGUGAUCAUUCUAAAAGGAAGCUUUUGAAUGAGAGUACCUCUGACCAUCUUCUCAAUGGAGAAAAAUCCAAAAGGAAGAAUUAUGCUGGCAGUAGAUGGGAUUCUGAGUCCAAUUCAGAACGAGAACUAAACAAAAGCAAGGAAGAUUCAAGGCCAGUUUCUGAUAAAGAGGAAGGAGAGGCUACAUCAGAAUCUGAUGUAGAGAUCAUUGAGACUGUUAUUAAGGCCAAACCUAUACCAAAACCUUCAGAAAACAUCGUUGGGUCUGAUAAUGAGAGUUCUUGGAAGCCAAGCAGGCAGCACCCAUCUUCUUCCAAUUCAGAGAGUUCCCAUUCUACUUCUGAAAACAAUCAAGGAAAGUCAAAGAAACACAAACAUAGAUCAGAGAAGAGUGUUAAAAAAGAACAUACUAAAAAGAUGAAAGAGAAAUCCAAGGGGAAAAAAGAGAAAAAACACAAGGUUCAGAAACGAAAGGAAACGUUUCAUUGGCAGCCUCCAUUAGAAUUUGGUGAAGAGGAAGAGGAAGAGAUUAAUGACAACCAAGUUACCAAAGAUAUAAAGAGUAAAAAACAAGAUUUUGAAAGCAGUGAAAUUAUUAAAGAUAAAACGACCAAAACUGAGAAACUCUGUGGUGAAAGCAGCCACGUGGGCAAACAUAAUACAAUUAAUACCUCAGCAGAUUCUAAUUCCACCUCUAAAGACAAUGGUAAACCCAGUACUUCCACUAGCAUUUUAAAUGCAGAAAAAAAUGUAUCUACUUCCCAAAAAAGUAAUCAGCAUGUUGAUGAAACCAUUCAGAGUGGAACAGAAGACAUGGUACAGACAGAUGAUAAUAUGGAGAUUUGUACUCCAGAACGCAGCUCACCUGUAAAGUUAGAUAUUUCCCCUCCAAGCAAUCUGAGUUUUGGUACUCCAGAUAUAAACAUUGUCCUAAACCAAGAUUUGGUGAAUGAAAAUCUAGAAACUGUGGUUAUUAAUCAAGAAAGCAAUGUGACUGAGAGUAAAACAGUGGUUGAAGUAGGAAAGCAGGAUGGCAAUACUCUGGGAUUUUCUGGUACUGUUGAAAAUGCUGUCAGGUCAGACAUGACUGAAAGGAGCCAGAGCAACAUAGUUGAUAAUAAAUGGAAACCUUUACAAGGAGUGGGUAAUCUGUCAGCAACUACAACUUCCACUGCUAUGGAAAUUAAGACUUUACCUUCUGUACCUGACACAAAACCACAAGGCCUGCGAAUAGAAAUCAAAAGCAAAAACAAAGUCCGACCUGGCUCUCUCUUUGAUGAAGUAAGAAAAACUGCACGAUUAAACAGGAGACCAAGAAAUCAAGAGAGCUCCAGUGAUGAGCAGACUCCAAGUAGAGAUGAAAAUAGCCAAUCCAGGAGCCCAAGUAGAUCCCGAAGUAAAUCUGAAACCAAAUCAAGACACAGAACAAGGUCUGUCUCCUAUAGUCACUCAAGAAGUCGAUCUCGAAGUUCUACUUAUUCUUAUCGUUCAAGAAGUUAUUCUAGAAGUCGAAGCAGAGGCUGGUACAGUAGAGAUCGAUCACGAAGUCGCAGUAGUUCUUACCACAGUUAUAAAAGCCACAGUAGGACAUACAGCAGAAGUCGAUCUAGGAGCAGCUCUUAUGAUCAUCACAGUCGAUCCAGGUCCUACACUUAUGACAGUUAUUACAGCAGAAGUCGCAGUCGAAGUAGGAGUAAAAGGAGUGACAGUUACCGACGAUCUCGGAGUUAUAAUAGGCGGUCUAGGAGUUGUAGAUCUUAUGGCUCUGACAGUGAAAGUGACCGAAGUUAUUCUAAUCACCGAAGCCCCAGUGAAAGCAGCAGAUAUAGCUGAAAAGUUCUCUUGGUGGUGCUGAUUAUGUUUUUAUUUAAAAAGUAUCAAAUAUGUGAAAAAUGUAAUGGCAGUCAAUCCACUGUUCUAUUCUUCAGUAUCAAAUGGAAAUUGAGGGAGACCAGAUCCCACUUAAUCAGACUUGUUCUUUCACUGGUAAACUGAAGAUUUAAAAGUACACAGACCUGUCACCUCAGAGAUUUUAAUUUUUGCCACAUUUCACAGUAGCCAACUAUGGAAACCAAUUUUAUUUUCUCAAAUCAAGUUUUCCCAUCUACUGUAUUUUAUCUCUGUGUAAAUUUCAUGAUAACUUACAAACUAUUGUUCUCUGUCCCAAAGUAUUUAUCAUAGAACUUUAGGCUUUUUGGUCUUUUGUUCACAUUUUAGUUUCUCAGCUGUUUAGAAGAGUAGGACUGUGAAGGAGAACUGUCAAAGGCUGCCAUUUCUCUUUUAUUAAACUGCUUGAAGUUUUCAAACUGUUUAUACACCAAUUCAGUGGUGUCUUGUACAUACAUAUUCUUGGAAAUAAAACCACACAGAUUUGAUGCCAGUAGUAGCCAGGGAAUACAAAGUAAUGCCUCCAAGGUUCUUGAUUCAUUCCUCUCUUCUUUGCUGUCUCAAAAGUAUGAGAAAAGUGAUGAUCUUAAAACAUCAUGUUGUCAUAAUUACUGUGAACCAGGAGGUGAGUUUGAGAAUAGCAACUAGCCUUAACUGUAAAUAUAUCUGGAUGCAACAUCCCUGAGAACUUAAUGUUUUAUCUACUUUUAGAAAAAGACUAUUGUUAAAGAGUUUAACCUGUUAAGAAAAAAGUUGCAUUUCAGUCCAUGCUCUGGUGCUUGGGUGCCCCUUGGUGCCUCCUUAAAAUGUUGGCCUUAUACACUGCAUAUUCAAGUUGCAGUAAAGAGGGAGAUGAAAUGUCUUUGCAACACAGUGGUAUCCUAAAUGGUUCCUCCUGGGAUAUGUUUUCUUUAACAUUCUCCCAAGUUUUGCUGUGUUCCAUAUGCCCCUUGGCAAUGCCAUUGUGCAUGUCAGUCUGACUGCCUAGACCUACAGAAUAAAACUGGUAUACCCGCUGAAAGUGUUCACAGAAGUAGGGCUUUUCCAGACAGUGCUUUAAAAAAGGAAAUGCAUCACCAGAGUGAGUCAGCCAGUCUAGAAAUACAUCUCUGUACAGAACUUCUAUACCAAGGAAUGAAUUUCUAUGACUUCAAAAACAAAACCCUCUCAUUUAUGAGGUGGCAGUGAUAAGCAGUAUUGCAACAGUGUGGUUUUUUCAAGGCCAUCAUAACUUUGAAAACAGAAAAAGUUGAUGUUUUGAGGAAGCCCCUGAACAAUUUUUUCCUGUAAACAGUAAAAUUGGUGUAAUUAAUUUGGUCUUUGAUUAGAUUUUUUUCUGGUUGUACUUACUGCCAAUUCAAACAGGGCAUCUUUGGUACAUUUGGCAAUUUAACAAAAACUUAUUAAGUUAAGUUAGAAAAGUCAGAGGUUUUUGAAAACUAUUGGUUACCUAUUAUGGAAAAUUGUCUAAUUGAUUCCCAACCUAGUAGAUAAAAUUUUACUAGGAAAAAAAGAUUUAAUUCAGACAACCAUGAUCCUCUAGACAUUUCAUAUUAAGUGCAAAAUAAUGCUUGUGUCAUACCAAAAGUCUUCAGAAAGUUUACUGUGAAGGAGACAAAAUUUAAGUACAGCUCAGUGAAAUAAUACAUUUAGAACCUCAUAUAAAAACUGCCACAUCUAAUUAGGUAAAAAGUAAGUUACCCUUGGCCUGGGACUUCCCUGUAUCUCUCAGCUGGGAGUGGAUUUUUAUCCUGAACUGAAGCACUACUUGUUUUCCUGAAACCCUCAUAAGGGACAACUCUUAGCUGCAGCGUUCAGCUCACAUGUUUACUGGAAUGAAUGACAAGAAAUAGCUUUUCUUCUUAAAGGACUUGUUCUGUAUUUUGGAAUUAUUUUUGAAUAAAAUUCAAUUAUGUUGUGUGUUGUAACACUUACUAGAAAGUGCAUCAUCGGCUGUUUUUGUAAUGUCACCAUUACUAGAAAAAAUAUUUGGACACUGUUCAGAAAUGUAGACGAUACUUUUGUACAAAUUGACAAGAACUGAUUUGUAUACAUUUCAAUUAAAUUUCCCCUACUCCUUGAAAGGGGACCUUGUAGAAAUUAAAAAUAUACUUCACCUCA